Messenger RNA from Capsella rubella, 1148 nucleotides. RefSeq names its product phosphoglycerate mutase-like protein 2. Gene Ontology annotation, cellular component: cytoplasm. Bases 39 to 986 code for a protein of 315 amino acids. Gene Ontology annotation, molecular function: phosphatase activity. NCBI's taxonomy places the organism in Eukaryota, Viridiplantae, Streptophyta, Magnoliopsida, Brassicales, Brassicaceae. The transcript has 10 exons. The record is from RefSeq and is a predicted model, not a curated record.
UAAACAAAAGCCUGAAAAAAGCUUGGCCACGGAUCUCUAUGAUUAACCAAUCAAUGACUUCAAAUCUUCCAUUUUACAUUUCCUCUGUUUCUUCUCCUCUUCCUUCAAUUCGUCGCCUCCCUCUUCGUUGUUGCAGCUCUCUUCCUUCUCACGAUAUGGAGGCUAAACCAAGUCAAGGUCUUUACCCACUAAACCGUUGCAAAACUAUACAUCUGGUGAGGCAUGCUCAAGGGAUUCACAAUGUUGAAGGAGAGAAGAAUCAUGAUGCUUACUUAUCUGAAGAUCUCUUUGAUGCACAUCUUACACCUCUUGGAUGGCAACAGGUUGAUAAUUUGCAUAAACAUGUUAAGGCAAGUGGGAUUUCUAAAAGAAUUGAGUUGGUUGUUGUGUCCCCUCUCCUCAGGACUUUGCAAACUGCAGUUGGAACUUUUGGUGGGGAAGGUGACAAAAAUGGAGUUGAUGCACCUCUGCUUAUGGUGGCAGGUGCAGGAAACAGCGAUCGUCCCGCUAUAUCAAGCUUAAAUUGUCCACCAUUCAUUGCGGUUGAAUUAUGCCGUGAACAUUUGGGUGUUCAUCCUUGUGACAGAAGAAGCAAUAUCACCAAGUACCGCGAAUUAUUCCCUGCAAUUGAUUUUUCAUUGAUAGAAACUGAUGAAGAUGUCUUGUGGAAGCCUAACGUUAGAGAGGAGAACAAAGAUAUCGCGGCCAGAGGCGUGAAGUUCAUGAACUGGUUGAGUACAAGGAAAGAAACAGAGAUUGCGGUUGUUACUCAUAGCGGGUUCUUGUAUCAAACAUUAAACACAUUUGGAAACGAUUGCGAUCCAGCCGUGAAAAAGGAGAUUUCUACACAAUUUGCCAACUGUGAACUCCGUUCGGUUGUUCUUGUAGAUAAAUGUAUGAAUAGUUCGAAUCCGCCAGUGACCAAUUAUCCCGGAAAAAUACCUGCUGGAGAAGAUCUUCCUAGUGAUAUUGAUGCUCAGAAGUAGUUAUAGAGACAAGAGUUAUGAGAAUUGUGUUAAAUCUUAUAUGAAUCUCAAAGUUAUUUAUUUUUCUAUGCAAACUUCUUAAAAACUAACAAAGUUAAUUGUCUUUGAGAUCUUUCUUUUUGUAAUUUGGAUGUUUAUAGUUAUACUCUCCUUUAUGGAUUA